AUGCUGCUGAAUGAUACAGAAAAAAAAGAUCCACCAUUUUUGAAUCGUUUUGAAAAAAAUAUGAUAGAUAUUCAUCAGUUAAUUCAACCUGUACAUUGGACAAUAACACGAGAAUUAUUAGCAUGGUUAAGUGGAUUUUUAGAGUUAUCAACAGUCACAACAGCAAAACAUUUUAUUCUUAUACAACAUAUGAUAGUUAAUUUUAAUUGUCACUAUGUAUGUAAUCUUGUUAUUGAUCAUUAUAAACAAGACGAACAAGAAUCUACUAUUAAAUAUUGUAAAGAUAAAUUUAUAUGUGCUAGUUCAUUUGAUUUUGUACUAAUGUUAACAUUAAAUCAUCAAGAAAAUUCAUCAUUGAUUCAACAAUAUUAUGAUAGGAAAAAAAUUAGUUUUAACGAUAUAAUUAUAGACAUUCUUGAAAAUAAAAAUAAGAAUAAAUAUGGACAAAUUAUUUAUACCUAUACACAAAUAUAUGAGACAAUUCAUUAUCCUAAUAUAUUAGACAAUAAUAUUGACGAAGUAAAAUUGGCCAAUUUUAUAUCAGAAUUAGAAUUGAUUAACAAGGUUAAACAAUAUUACCAACCAUCAAUGCAAAAAUCAUUAUUAAUUAUUCGUAUUGAUUAUCAUAAAGAAAAAAAUCAUUUAUUAUUACUUAAACGUAAUUUACUUAAUAUAUAUAAUGAAUUAAAUGUAUUAAAUACAAAUAUGAAUAAAACAAUUUAA
Molecule: messenger RNA, 723 nt
Organism: Didymodactylos carnosus
Lineage: Eukaryota; Metazoa; Rotifera; Eurotatoria; Philodinida; Philodinidae
Source: the annotation of a GenBank genome assembly